AGACCAAUGAAGGGUGCGGUGCGUGAGUGACGCGAUCGGCGUCUGACGUAAGCGGAAGAGACUGCUUGGUUUCGUCCCGACCGGUCGUGGGAUUCGCUUGCGGAAGUGGCGAAGGGCUCUGAACUUUUUGUUGUUGUCGCCGCCUUCUGCUCUCCCCCCCCCCCAGUCUCGCGCGUGGCGGAGGGUUUUUGGAUUUCGGCGGAUCGUCUGUUAGGGGAGUCUCCUUUCGGCCUCUUUGGUCCAGUCUCCUCUCCGUCAGCCCCGCCCAUCAUGGCGGCCACGUCCAACCUGCAGAAAGCAAUAGACCUUGCUAGUAAGGCAGCGCAAGAAGAUAAAGCAGGAAACUUUGAAGAAGCCCUCCGCUUGUAUCAGCAUGCUGUGCAGUAUUUUCUCCAUGUUGUCAAAUAUGAAGCACAGGGUGAUAAAGCAAAACAAAGCAUCAGAGCAAAGUGUACUGAGUAUCUGGACAGAGCAGAAAAGCUGAAGGAAUAUCUGAAAAAGAAAGAAAAAGCUCCCCCAAAGCCAGUGAAAGAAUCUGGUCCAGCUGAUGAAAAAGGGAAUGAAAGUGAUGGGGAAGGGGAGUCAGAUGAUCCUGAGAAAAAGAAGCUGCAAAAUCAACUUCAAGGUGCCAUUGUCAUGGAGCGGCCCAAUGUCAAGUGGAAUGAUGUUGCUGGCCUAGAGGGAGCAAAAGAAGCUCUCAAAGAAGCAGUAAUAUUGCCUAUUAAAUUUCCUCAUCUUUUCACAGGGAAGAGAACCCCUUGGAGAGGGAUCCUUCUAUUUGGACCCCCAGGAACAGGAAAAUCCUACUUGGCAAAAGCUGUUGCAACAGAAGCUAAUAAUUCUACAUUCUUCUCUGUAUCUUCUUCUGACCUUGUCUCAAAAUGGUUGGGGGAGAGUGAAAAGCUAGUGAAGAAUCUGUUCCAGCUUGCCAGAGAAAAUAAGCCUUCGAUUAUUUUCAUUGAUGAAAUAGAUUCUUUGUGUGGUUCCAGAAGUGAAAAUGAAAGUGAGGCUGCCAGACGGAUUAAAACAGAGUUUUUAGUUCAGAUGCAAGGAGUUGGAGUCGACAAUGAUGGGAUUUUGGUUCUGGGAGCUACAAACAUACCUUGGGUACUAGAUUCUGCCAUUAGAAGAAGAUUUGAGAAGCGCAUCUACAUUCCCUUACCUGAAGACCAUGCAAGAACUGCAAUGUUUAAGCUUCAUCUUGGGACUACUCCACACAGCUUGACUGAAACAGAUUUUCGAGAACUUGGAAAACGAACUGAUGGCUACUCUGGUGCUGAUAUAAGCAUAAUCGUACGAGAUGCCCUAAUGCAGCCUGUUAGGAAAGUUCAAUCAGCUACACACUUCAAAAAAGUGACUGGACCAUCAUUGACUGAUCCUAAUGUUAUAGUAGAUAUGCUUACUCCAUGCUCUCCAGGAGAACCCAAUGCUAUUGAAAUGACGUGGAUGGAUGUGCCAGGGGAUAAACUACUGGAAGCUGUUGUUUCCAUGGCUGAUAUGCUGAGGUCAUUAGCCAGCACAAAACCCACUGUGAACGAACAAGACCUGCAGAAACUAAGGAAGUUCACAGAAGACUUUGGACAAGAAGGCUAAUCCAAGGACUACUGUGAUCCUCAACUUCCUUUCUUUGGAAUUCUUGUCUCUCUUUUGCCAGUAAAUCACUCCUUCCUUUCUUUCCAUAUGGGACUGAAGAGCCAUUUACAAGGACCCUUGAGCUUUUGUAAUAUCACUUUCCAGAAAUAUCUAUUGUCUUCUGCGAGCAUGAUAUUAGGACCUUAUGGUAAAGAAAAAGGAGAGCAUGUGGUAAAUAUGUUCAAAAAUUUGGCUGCCCAUUCAGGUUUAAUUGUUUUUAUGAGUUAAGAUUUUAGGCAAUAUAUCCUAGUCUGAGUUUAUAAAUAUUUAAAUGAAAUAUUUAUAAACUCAUAUGCCUAAAAAGAAUGGACUUAAAGGGGUGUGUUAAAUUGCCAAGAGUUUUCAGUUUCAUUCAAUUUACCUUCAAAAUGAUUGCUUCCUUCUGAAUUAUGCAAAAGAAUUCGGUAAUACAUGUGGUUGAACAGGAGUUUACUAUAAAGUAUAGCAAAGGAAGAUAAAGUUAGGAGUGAGACAGGAAGGAUUUGCAUUUUUUAAAAGGCCAGUACUUACUGAGUACAAUACCAAGCUGGUACUUUGUUUGGGGUGUUUUUCCUGCUGUAUGGUAUUUAGACAUUGCCUUAAAAGCAGCACGCAUUGUUCUUAACUCAUCAAUAGACACCUGUCACUGUGCAGUCUACCAGAGGAGAGACUCAAUGUAUAUAUUGUGGAGGAGACUUUCACUUUCUCUCUGUUUUCAUCCAGCUUUAUUCUCUGUAAGCAUUUAUACCAAACAUAGAACAUACUCAGUUUCAUAAACAUCUAUGACCAAGUCUGCAAGCAGAGUUGUAGCCAGUCAUUGGUUGGUGGAGGAGAAGGUAAUCCUGGACUUAACCUUCUUUUCAAAACAACUUUGAGAUGAACUGAAAGGCCUAGUGAACAUCUUUGUGUUGCCAAGGGAAGUUGCUUUUACUCAAGGUAACAUUUAAAACAUUUAGUUUUAGUCUAAUAUUUUGAAAAAGGGGUGGCAUUUCUCUAAAUACAGUAUAACAGUAGCAUAGGUUAUUGUUUGAAGGCCUUUGCUAAGAAUUAUGCAUCUUAGAGAAGUGCCUGAAUGUAACUUACAAUACUACAGUGUCAGCACUGAGUUUGUGCCUUGUAAGUUUGCCCUGGUUGUAUCAUGCUAGUCUCAGUAAUGUAACACAUAGCAUUAUUGCUGUAGAACUGUACCCUGUAGAUGUUCAGUGCAUCCCACACUUUCAUGUUAAGUACUGUAUGGUCAUCUUCCCAUGGGCUUUGGUUUUCUUUUGAUGUACAUAUUUUGUGUGCUUUCUGAAAUCAUAGGAUUGGUGGAAAUUUGUCUCUUAAUGAAGUAAAAAGUUGCAAUACAACACCAGAUUCUGUUUUCUAGAAUUUUUUUCAGAAUUCAAAUAUACUUUAUAUAUUGUCAAAACCUUUUUCUCAUUGUAAUGUCUAUGUAUGUAGAAUAUUUUGCUCCAGAUGACGCCAAGUGGUAUUCCAAAAUCUGGUGCAAGAGGAACUUCUUGAACACAUCCUUGAAAUUGCACUGUAUUUUUAAAAAUCAUUCCUUGCUGCAAUGUUUCAUUUUAAUAUUUAUGGCAUUGAAACUUUUUCAAAGCACUAAGAAUCCUUGUUCUAUAUGCAUUGGGCUAGUUCAGCUGUCCCACAGAACUAUGGUUAAAGCCUGGUUGCAUGAUGUGUCUGAGCCUUGAGAGUGUGCACUCUCCUGUUCCAUGCCUGUGUGAGCAUCUACUUCGGAUUUAAGUUACAAUAAACCAAGAUCAGUCGUGAUGUUAGAACUGACCAAUCUUGGUCUGUUCUGACCUACUUAUCUGAAAUAACCUGCAAUUUAUAACGAGGGUUCAAAGUAAAUUACAAGUUUAUUUCAAGUAAAGUAAGAUGGAAUAAACCAAGAUCAGUUGGUAAAGACAUCACAACCAAUCUUGGUUUAUUGUAACCUAAACUGUAAGUAGAUUGGGAGGGGGAAAUGUGGGUUCUCAAGGCUCAGAGGUGUCUCACAGACCCAAGCUUUAACUUUGGCCCAUUGUGUCCACCCAGCAUUUUCCCCAUUUCUUACAGCUGUGCUUCUGAUGCCUGCUAUCAAAAAUGUAAAUCCUCAAAAGAGCUACAGACUGAAUCUUGAUUGCAUCCCAAGUGUGGUCUCACCUUCUGUUACUAUUGGACUUGCACUCUUAACAAUUGGCACUUCUAUCAUGGGGGCUCUAAGUCACCAUCAGAGCUCUUCUGUAAUGGUAUAAAUUCCAAAAUAAAUGUGGUGUUCUAAUUCUA
Molecule: messenger RNA, 3879 nt
Organism: Hemicordylus capensis (graceful crag lizard)
Lineage: Eukaryota; Metazoa; Chordata; Lepidosauria; Squamata; Cordylidae
Gene: VPS4B
Product: vacuolar protein sorting 4 homolog B
Exons: 11
Coding region: 271-1593 (440 amino acids)
Biological process (GO): vacuole organization; endosomal transport
Molecular function (GO): ATP binding; ATP hydrolysis activity
Source: RefSeq, a predicted model, not a curated record